This is a messenger RNA of Schistosoma guineensis, 387 nucleotides long. The record is from the annotation of a GenBank genome assembly. NCBI's taxonomy places the organism in Eukaryota, Metazoa, Platyhelminthes, Trematoda, Strigeidida, Schistosomatidae.
AUGGGUUUAUUACGAAAACUGAAUUUCAAUCAUUCUACUAUAUGCACUGUAUCCAAUUGGUUAAUACGUCUAUGGAGACGAAACUAUUUUCCAAAUAGUGAUUCUGAACCAGAACCUCCACACCGUUCCUAUUGUUGUGAAUCUGGAUGCGCAAACUGUGUGUGGAUUGAAUAUGCAGAAAAUCUAUUUAAGUACCACAUAAAGAGAAUCGAGGAGUCAAAUGAUAACACCGGUAUUAAGGAUAAAGAUGAGGUUUUUGGUGAAAUUGUAAACAAGCUCCAGAAAGAGAUUAAUCAGAUUGAAGAUCCAAAUGUGAGGGUAUUUUUACUAACAGAAAUAGCAGUAAAACAGGAGAAACUGCUGGAAGCGCUUAAAAAAAACACGUAA